Messenger RNA from Cydia strobilella, 6327 nucleotides. It is a transcript of the gene Snrk, whose product is annotated as SNF-related serine/threonine-protein kinase. The coding region runs from base 1 to 1779 and encodes 592 amino acids. Gene Ontology annotation, molecular function: ATP binding; protein serine/threonine kinase activity. Gene Ontology annotation, biological process: protein phosphorylation; intracellular signal transduction. The transcript is spliced from 7 exons. The record is from RefSeq and is a predicted model, not a curated record. Gene Ontology annotation, cellular component: cytoplasm. NCBI's taxonomy places the organism in Eukaryota, Metazoa, Arthropoda, Insecta, Lepidoptera, Tortricidae.
AUGGAUUCAAUACUGUAUUACAUCAAUUUAAAUGUAUUGUUUCAGGUUCACUGCAUGAAAUUAGUCCAACAUCCCAACGUAGUAAGACUAUAUGAAGUAAUAAACACACAAACCAAAUUGUACUUGAUCCUGGAGCUGGGCGACGGCGGCGACUUGUAUGACUACAUCAUGAGGCACGAGUCUGGAUUGUCAGAAUCUCUGGCCCGCAAUUAUUUCCGCCAAAUAGUUCGUGCAAUCUCAUACUGCCAUAGGUUACAUGUUGUGCAUCGAGACCUGAAACCUGAAAACGUAGUUUUCUUCGAAAGAUUAGGUGUAGUGAAAUUGACUGACUUUGGUUUUAGCAAUAAAUUUUGUCCUGGACAAAAACUAGAGACUUCCUGUGGUUCCUUAGCUUAUUCGGCUCCUGAGAUUCUCUUAGGGGACUCAUACGACGCGCCCGCCGUGGACGUGUGGUCGCUCGGGGUUAUCCUUUACAUGCUCGUGUGCGGGCAAGCUCCAUUUCAAGAAGCCAAUGACAGUGAAACGCUAACGAUGAUUAUGGACUGUAAAUACACAAUACCACCGCAUAUAUCAACAGGCUGUAAAAAGCUAAUUGGACGUAUGCUAGUCCGCGAGCCAGAGAAGCGGGCCACGCUCGCGGAGAUAUCCGCCGACCCGUGGGUCACGGGCGGUGAAUCCGCCACAUCACACGAGUGUGACACACCCCUCGUGACUCGCGAACAACUGUCCGAGGAAGACCGCGCUAACAUCAUGCAGAGAAUGGUCAGCGUGGCGACCAAGGAACAGAUACUGGAGGCGCUGGAGAAGAAUGAAUAUAAUCAUAUAACUGCUACGUAUUAUUUGCUGGCUGAAAGGAAGCUGAGAGCUAAAAGGCAAGAAGAAAACCUAGCCAGAAGGCCUGAGGUGCUAAGUGUGUCGCGAGGAGGUUCCCGUUCUAACAAUCUGCUGGCACCGCCGACGCUGCCCACAGCGCCUCGCACACCACAAGAUGCUCCCCCCAGGUCACGAAAGUGCAGCAUAGUCCGCGAAGAAGAAGACGACGAGGAGAGCAGCCCCGGCGCCCGCGCGGUGGACGCCCGGCGCGGCUCGCGCUCCGAGGGCCGGCUGCGGCUCGCGCGCCCGCCCGCCGCGCUCGCCGUCACGCUCACCCGGGUGAAUCUAGAAGAUAACCCGACGGAUCCUCCCUCGGCAGCGGCGGACAGGUCGGAGGCGGCGGAGGGCGCCGAGGCGCCCCCGCGCGUGCCCCCCGCGCCGCCGCCCGCGCGCCGCCAGCGCCUCGACGUGCGCCGCCGCCGUCCGCGCGCCGGCUCCUGCUCCUCCUCCGACCUCUCCGACGACGACUCCGAGAAGAAGAAGCGCGCCGCGGAGCAGAACGACGCGCCGCCCGAGCGCGCACGCCGCGACUCGCACGACGACUCCAGCGACAGCCAGGAGCGCGGCGCCGGCGCCGGCGGUCGCGGCGCGCGCCCCGCCGGCCGCGCCGCCCGAGCGGGCGCGCCCGGCGCCGCCGCCGCCGCCGGCGCCGACGCGGGCGGCGGAGGCGGCGACGCGCGCCAGCAGGGCGGCGCCAACACCGGCAGGCGGCGCCGCGCGGCCCGCAACGAGUCCCGGCUGCGCGAGUCGCGCUCGCUCAACCGCAUCGCGGAGGUGGAGGAGGCGGCGGCGGCGCGCUGGGCGGGCGCCGGCGGGCUGGUGGCGUUCUGCGGGCGGCCGCUGCUGCGCCUGCUGGCGGCCGCGCGACCGCAGCCGGCGCAGCGCCGCCUGCACGGGCUGUGCUAGCGUCGCCGCCGCCGCCGGGACUCCGAGUGCCCGGCGCGGCGUGACCCCGCUCCGCUGUCCAGAGCGAGCCGAGCGUCCCCGGUAGACUGUUACGACGAGGAGGCUCUGAGGACGACCGACGACUCGUGUCCGAGCCGUCUCGCGCUGGUGGCGCUCGACGCGCCUGCCGCGGGGGUCGGUCGGCUCCCGGAGGAUCCGUUGGAGCCGAGUUUGCGAGUUUGACGGUCGCGCGCCCUCCUGCGGCGACUCGCCCUCGCUACAUGAUACGGUAACUGUUGUGUCGGUCGUAUCGCCCGCGUGCCGCCAAAAGAUAGUUCUAGUUAAGGAAGUCCGAUCUAACGAUUGUCCGGUGCGGAACUGCCGUCUUGAACAAAGCAAUAAAUUAAACUUUAUAUUUUAAUAAUUUCAAUUACGCAUCCCCGUAGCGUUGUCGACUUAGUGAAUAUAGAUGCGUUAUUAGUUGUUAGACAUAUCGAAACGUGUCGGUGCGAUAUUUCAAAAAUAAUGAUUAUCGUCAUGAGGAUGUCUUGGUUAAAUGUGAUAUCAAAGUUGAUUAAGACGUGAUGCUGAUGGCAAACACCGGAUUAACGGGGACAAAACUGAACUGACGUUUAAUAGUGCGAGGACAAAUUAAAUUAAUUUUAUUACUUAAAAAUAUCGAUAAAAAUUACGUACAACCGUUGUGUAAUUUUAAGAAUGUGAAAUAAUGGUAUAUUGCAAGCUAAAAUAAAUUUUAGCAAGUCCAGGUUAAAUACGUUAUGGUUUUUAGCGACGCUGUUAUGCCUUUUGCUUAUUAUAUGCCUUUGUACGGAAAACUUAUUUCGUGAUAUAUGAAUUUUACAUUUCUUGCAAAAGUAAGUCGUACCUCUACCUCUAUCUUCUAUAUCUGAAUGGUCAGUUUUCCAUGAAAAUAAACGAUCUUUUUUCUUGCGAGGCAUUUUCAACCGACUGAAAAACAAAAAGGUAGGCGUAAUUAAUCGGAAUGCAAAAUAAUAUUGUUUUACUGAAUUAAUUAUUCAAUGUAAUUUCAAUACUUGUCACAAGUGACUCGACACCGUCAAUGUCAGGUAUCGGUUGUUUGUACUUGUGAUAAGUAUAAAUGAAAGAGAUUUGCACACAAUUAACUGUAUUCAAACUUAGCCAUUAGCCAUUUUGAUAAUGAUGGAUAAAAUUGUUUUUUACUAUGUCGAUAAAUUUAGUCGAUUUUUAAUUAAUCACUAGCACUGGUGCACUUUUGCACCCGUCAAUCCGGUGUUUGGAUGAGUGUAUUAAAGUAUUGUUCAGUCGGCUCCUUGUCGCUCAGGAAAACUGUGACGUCGUUUAUUGUAUUUGCGGUAGCCCCAACGUAACGAAACAUUUCCCUAUUUUAACUGAGAUGCUUCAUAGGUAAACAGGGUUACUCCAUUUCAUUUCACAGGUAGGAAUUGAACCUCAUCGUCAUCACCAUAGAGAGAUAUAAGUAAAGAAAGAGUGGUAACUCCAUACAUUUUCGCGCCUUAUUUCGUAGUCUACAUCUAGCGUCAAGUAGCGGAACUCUCAGUACUGCUACUCGACAAUAGAUGUAGUGGCAAACAAAAAAUCUAAUGCUCAACGAUUUUCAGCUAAUAAUAUUAUAACCAGAGUAACCAGAACUCUUUUCAACUCCCACGGUUGUUACUCUGGUUAUAAUAUUAGCUGAAAAUCGUUGAGCAUUAGACUUUUUGUUUGCCACUACAUCUAUUGUCGAGUAGCAGUACUGAGAGUUCCGCUACUUGACGCUAGAUGUAGACUACGAAAAAAGGCGCGAAAACUGAUGUAUGGAGUUACCACUAUUUCUUUACUUGUAUCUCUCUAUGGUCCGUCACAUAUGGAAAAAGUACUGACAAUUCAUAAAAGAAGUGCUGAGCAUAAACAUAGACCAAUAAUCAAAGAUACAUUUAUAACUUGCUAGUAGGAUUACAGUCGUUUUUAUCGUUUAGAAUAUUUUCAACUUCCGAAAACUGUUGGUUGCUAGUUUGUUUAGUAUGAAACUGUGGCAUUUCCUACGUGUUAGUUAAAUUAGAUGUGGUUUCUGUUUGGUUGAUUGGUUUUGUAAAUUGUAUGUGUCUUAAAAUGGGAAUGUUAACUAUGAACAAAUGUUUAAUGUAUCUGUGUACAUAAAUAUUAAAUUGUUGUAAAUAAAUAGUCUAUUUCAAAUAUAACGUUAAAAUAAGUACAGAUUAUUUCGUUCAGUUUAGUUGUUUUGAUGGAACAUUAUCGUUUUAUUACAAAGGUCAACUUCGACUGGAGUCCAGACUGUUGGUCCAAAAAAGGUCUGUUGGGUCGCAAUAAUUAAAUGAAACGCUCAUUUUGUGAUAAAUUUUUGUUAUUCAUUAGCUUUUUCAAAUUUGAUAUGGUUGACUACCAGCUAACAGAGUCCACGGGUCAGGGCUUGCGAGCCUCUAUUAACAUCGGCGCCGAUAUGUUUAGCUCGCAGUGAUAUGAUGCCAAUAUCGGGUUCCGUGGAACCCUUACUGCUUUAUGGUGCAUUUCGAAACGUCUUUGUAUCAAUAGGGUGACUGCUAUACUUAUUGGCCACUCUUAACAAUAAUGCUUCAAUUGGCUUGAUUCUUUCUGAUUUGUUAAAAGUGGCCAAUUACUAUAUGUAGUGGCCAAUAACUAUAGCAGUCACCCUAAUAGUAUCCCAGUAUGCAUAUCGGUUCGCAUUUCCAUUGCGAGUUGAAUAUGUCGUUUUAAGUUGUAAAGUUGUUUAUAAAAUUGUGGGUCUGAUCCAAACUUUUAGAUGUCGCGCAGCGAAAAAUUUUUUUAGGAAUCUAACUGUUCCCCUUUUCGUGGAUUAUAAUGGAUACCAAAACGAAGUUACCCUGAAUCCCACAUUGGAUACACCAAAAGAGUGCAUACAAAAUAUUGAUAUAGACUUUUUAGGAUUAAGUUUUACACUUUGUAUGGUUGUCAAAGAAGUGUUAAAAGUCCCUGGCAAGCUAGGCCGAAUUACACCGUCCCAUACAAACUUAGUUCCGCUCUCAUUUUAAAACUUCGUAUUGGAUUGUAAUGAAACUUUGCCGUCUGUAAUUAGUUUAUAUAGCUCCAGUUUACAAAACAAACGAAAUAGCGCUGUAUUUUUUUAAGUAUGGUAUCUGAAGCUACAUGAACUAAUUACAGACAUAGAUAUACAUAUUGUAAGUACAAAGUUUCAGAACAAUCUAGCUAGUCGUUUUAAAAUGAGAGCAGAACUACGUUUGUAUGGAGAACCGAGCUUGCCGGGGACUUAAGGAAGUGUGUCAUCGGGGAAGUUUUGCACUUUGUAUAGUUGUCAAAGAAGUGUAAAGUGUGUAAAUAUUCCCUGAAAUGCCCUAAGUUUUGUGAUGCAGUUUUUUUCUGUUGUGCGACUCAAAAACUUUUGAUCUGACUCUUAUAUAAUUCUGGUAGUUCGCAUUUACGGUUCUAAUAAGAUGUCAUCAUGUGUGCUAACGGUAACUGUCCUCUCAUUCACCUAUUUUACAUACAUUAUUGUAUUUAUUGUUCUACAUUUUGCGGCUUGCUAGGUUGGACUUAGAAGUAUGAAAUAUUUGACUUCUGUGUACCUCAGGGUGCUUUGAUAACAUGAUAAUGCAAUAAAAUAACAAGACCAAAGAUUAAUAAAUUGUUUGUUAACUAACAAUACUUUGUCCUAGUUGGUGCCAACGUCUAUACAAUUUACGAUUUAUUUAUCUUUCAUAAAUAAUGUACUUUGAGAUUGGGCUUUUUAUUGGUGCUUGUUAUUUUAACUUUGUACAGGACACUUUAAGAUGAUUUUUAAAUGUAAACUAAACUAAAUUCUAUAUAUAGAAACUGGAGUGAAGUGAAUGAGUGUAUUUAAUCGAAUUAUACGUACCUAUAUCCACUACUUAUAUACAUAAGAUAGUCUAGCGCCAUGAACAAAAUUACUAACAUACUCAUUAUUACAUUAACUUUGUGGUUUGUUGCGAAUUUCUGAAUGCCUUACGAUUAUUUCAUUGUCGAUGUACGAUUGCGUUAAUUUAUUGGCUGAUUCAUCAAAUAUAGUACUUCUCUUUCUUAAUAUGCUUUUGAUUGCACUUUAUUCUUAUAACAUAGAUGUCAUAGGACCGUCAGCAUAGUGUCUCUGCAUGGGGACUAACGCAUUGGUGUCGUGGUACCUAUACGUGUGUAGUACCUAGUGGCAGUUUGGGAACGCUAUAAUCUCCUGAUUUCUUAUGUAUAUUUUUCUACAGUUAAAUUAUAAAGAAGCUCAUUUUCAAUUUUGUUUGUAAUUUAUUGCAUGUAAAAUGUAGGUAUACGUAUGGUAUUUUCUCUAUUACCGAAGCAAUUAUUAAAACAACGGGAUUUUCAGUGCAAUAAUACAGAUAUUAUCCGAGCUUUGAAUUUAUACAUUUAUAUUAAAUUUAUACGAGUGAAGUGGAUAGCUUAAGGCGUUUUAAACUGAUAUUCUAAUAACUGUGUACCUGGUUGCCAUCUGUAUUUGGCGUUAAUUAGGCUUUUGCAGAUUGUCCACGACUUUUAGUAAAUAGGUCUUGUAUGUAUUUAUGUAUCAGUAAAUUUAUCACAAUA